CACGUGACGCGCCGCCUUGUGACGUAGCGUCAGCUGACUGCAGAGGAAGCUUCAAUCCUCCUCGCGACCUUCAUCGUUUCGGUGUUUUUCUGCGGUUCUGACCCAGUUCUGAUCCGCCAUGGCGAGCCAGUCUCAGGGGAUCCAGCAGCUGCUGCAGGCCGAGAAGAGAGCCGCGGAGAAAGUCACCGAGGCCCGCAAGCGUAAGAACCGGCGCCUGAAGCAGGCCAAGGAGGAGGCGCAGGCUGAGAUAGAGCAGUACCGCCUGCAGAGGGAGAAGGAGUUCAAGACCAAGGAGGCAGCCGCUCUGGGUUCCCAUGGGAACAGCGCGGUGGAGGUGGACCGGGACACGGUGGAGCGCAUGGCUCGCAUCCAGGACAGUUACCGGGGGAACCGGGAGACGGUGCUGAACGAGCUGCUGCGCCGCAUCUGCGACAUCCAGCCGGAGUUCCACGCCAACUACCGCGUGGCGGGCUGAGAGGGGGCGGGGCCAGCCUGAGGGGCGGGGCCAGCCUGAUGGGCGGGGCUUUGAGUUCGUCCAGAUCUGUUGUUGUUAUUUCUUGUGCUGAUGUUUACAAAGUAUUUAUGUUUCAAAAUAAAUCUGUUUGUUGCUUUAAAGCCUUCCAGAAUUCAACAAAAUAAAAUUGUGAGGAAUCCAGCCAAUCGUGUGACGGCCUCACAACUCUGCUGUGAUCUAGAAACCUGAUUGGCUGGAGAGAAAAGUCUUAUUGUGAAACUAGUAAUUCCAUAUAGUUCUCCUGUUUGUGACCAUGUGACUUCCUGUUGCUUGUGACGUGAUGAUGAAACAUUAAAGUGAAUGCUGAUUGGCUGAA
Messenger RNA from Fundulus heteroclitus (mummichog), 830 nucleotides. RefSeq names its product ATPase H+ transporting V1 subunit G1 (gene atp6v1g1). Bases 119 to 475 code for a protein of 118 amino acids. The record is from RefSeq and is a predicted model, not a curated record. Gene Ontology annotation, molecular function: proton-transporting ATPase activity, rotational mechanism. Gene Ontology annotation, cellular component: vacuolar proton-transporting V-type ATPase complex. NCBI's taxonomy places the organism in Eukaryota, Metazoa, Chordata, Actinopteri, Cyprinodontiformes, Fundulidae. The transcript is spliced from 3 exons. Gene Ontology annotation, biological process: proton transmembrane transport.